Messenger RNA from Patella vulgata (common limpet), 4510 nucleotides. RefSeq lists its product as uncharacterized. The record is from RefSeq and is a predicted model, not a curated record. The transcript is spliced from 2 exons. Bases 213 to 1199 code for a protein of 328 amino acids. Lineage: Eukaryota; Metazoa; Mollusca; Gastropoda; Patellidae.
GCACGCGGUUGUGUCUCAUGUUUGAAUACGAGACAGGAGUCAAAGAACCCGAAUACACAAGUUACCUAAGGAUCCCUGAGGACUUAUUCACAGUAGUGAUUCGAUAGUUUUAGACGAUACUUUAUCGAUUUAAGUGUACAUUUUACUGAUUAGACUUAUUAUUACCUGAUAAUCUGAAGAAAAAAAGAGAAUUUAAAAGUUCGGGGUAAAAUAUGGAUGUUAUACCAGCGUUCAUCCUCUUUUUAUUAAGUAUUUAUUCUCAAGUAGGUCCAGGUUUAGGUGUACCGUUAUUCGACCCAAUAAUUGAAAUGGAUGAAAAUGUCUUACAUGGACAGCGUCAUUUGUUAGAAGUUACAGAAGCAACAACAGAAAGUGCACCACCAGUAGAUGAAGGGUUUUUUGCAGACGUGUCUGCGUUUUAUUCUGAUAAAAACAACAUGGCCAUGUAUUUAGUUCUACCUGUAAUCGUGUUGUUAUACGGUGGAUGUAGCUCAAUUUAUUGCAUCGCUAAAUGUCGUAGAUAUCUUCGAAAACGAAAACAUCAGCGUCUAUCAGGACCGGAAGACGAGGAGCAGUUGACCCAAAAUGAACCUAAUAAUUUGAAUCAAGAUGGCGGAAUAGAUAACCCAAGACACGCAAUAGCUAAUAACAUAGAUACCAGCUCUACUGAUGUCAAAGUAGGAGUUGAGAGAGAGAAUAGCACUCCAUUGCCUUGGCAGGUACCAGAAGACGUCACACCCUCGGAUGUUAAGCCAACUUCGGUACCGCCGCUAAAUAGACCCAUGAUACCACUCGAAAAAAUACAAAAACCCGGGGAUAAUCAGGAGAUACCAAAACAAAACUUACCCGAAACUGCAAAGCCUUAUAAUGGUCGACGGUUCCCUCAGAUUGAUGAACCAAGUCCAAUUGGACAACAUGUCCCCGUUCGACGUGUUGAUUCUGAUGAAGAUUUGCCACCAACAAAGAUUUUCAGACCUCCAAACAAGGACUUAAUAGAAGCUGCCCUACGACCAUCUCCGUCCGGACGAGAAAGCGUAAGCACCAUAGCAAUGAAGGACGAACUACUAGCCCGUUUCGAUGCAUUUUCUACUUUCGCCAUGGCUAAAAAAGCUGCUGAUAUCCUACGAGUUAAUUCAAUGGGCGGUGACAAAAAAGAUUACGUUAAACCUAAAAACAAACUAAUAUUUAUAGCCGAGUAACACAUACCUUUAUGCUUAUGUAUAUUUUUAUAUUAUGACAGGAGAAUGUUUAUUUACGUACCAUUAUUUUACUACCUACAGUCUAUUAUUAUAAACAAAUGUACAAUAUUUAACAUAAUAUCUCUAAUUAUAAAAACAAGUACGUACAUGCUAUGGACCAGGAACAAAACAUGAGUUUGUUGCCACCAUCUUGUAAUUGUGACGUCAUAUAACAAAUGAAGUCCGUCAAUCGAUGCGCAGUUGUCCAAGGAACAAUCAUGGCAAGUGAAGAAGUUUCAUGUCGAUCAUAGUUAAAUUGGCGGAGCCUUAGGCUUUUUUCGAAGAGCGUUGCCCCCAACAAGUUCCUGAUCCAAAAAUGACAAGAAAAUAACCGAUUCUAUUACAUAAUUUAAAAAAAACCCAGCAUUUAAGAAUCUUAUGAAAAUAACCUUUUAUAUGAAGUUGAUAAAAAUAAGUGGCAUGGAUCAUUAUUACCCAACAAUACACUAUUUAACCUAUACAAAGACUUAUUCUAUUACACACCAGUGCAUUUUAUUGAAAUUAAAAACGCAAUUUAUUACAUGAACUAUUUCACUACACACCAAUACAUUAUUUUUUAAACUACGCUGUUCUGCAGCUUAACAAAAAUCAAUCAAUGGACUGAAUAUGGUUAACCGCUCCAUCGUUAUAUUAUGUCAGACUAACCCAAAACCUAAUUGCUAUCGAUAUUCCGCAAACUGUUUCUGUUGCUGUAAUAUUGAAACAAUCAUCGACAAGGUCACUUUGAUUUCGCAAACAAUUUAUCGCAUGUAACGAAUCGCUACAUUACAUGUUUAAUCCACGAAUAAAACAGUCAUAUCAGCGGUUUUGUGAAUUAUUAUAUUUAAUGUCUAGGUAUUCUGAGUGUAUAAUUAGAUAGCUUAUCAGGUGUUUUAAUGAACAUACGUUAUGUGUUGAAUUUAAGUCAUUCUCUAUAAUGUGCCUUUCACUUAAAUAAUACAUGUCUUGCGAUGUUGUAUAGUUGAUUUCCCACUUAGAACAGUGGUAACAUUUUGUGUGUGCCAUUUUUGAUUGAAUAUGUAAACAGAUACGAAGUAAGUGCAUUGUGUCUGUCUGUUCGGCGAUAUUUACAUUCAUGUACAUGUGACACAUUGACUUUACACGUUUAAUAUUGAUUCAAAUAAAUUAUCAUCGUGAUUGCAUAACAUCACGGUAUUCAACUUUCAAAAAAUGAAACAUAGUUUUUAUAUUCAUAGAACUGUAAGGUAAUUUAUGAAAUUAUAAAGGGUAAUACGCAAUGUAAUUGAAUUUUAAUAUUAUGCCCAUUUAAAUUGAAUUGGUUGUUAUGUCAAGUUAAUUAGAAUCUAAUUAUGUCUAAGUCUGAAUAAUCAAUAAGUGUGUUAUAAAAAUGUCCGAAUUUACUAUGAUAGAAUCAAAGUUGACGUGUAAGAAAAAGCGUAAAAACCAAUAUAAUUGCGUUUUAGUAUUUUGUCCAUUAUCUUUAAUUAGCUGCUAUCUGAAAUUUAUUUGAAUCUGAUUAGGCGUAAACAUGAAAUUAAUCACUAAAUUAGAAUUUGAUUUGGUGUAAAACUUAAUAAUCACUAAUUGGCUGUUUUGUCAAAUUAAUUAGAAUCUGAUUAUGUCUCAAACUUAAUUAAUAAAUGAUUGGUUGUUACGUCAAAUCAAUUAGAAUAUGAUUAAGUGUAAAACUGCAUAAUCACUAAUUGGUUGUUAUGUCAAAUUAAUAAGAAUCUGAUUACGUGUAAAACGGAAUAAUCACUAAUUUGUUGUUCUGUGACAUUAAUUAAAAUCUGAUUAUGUUUUAAUCUGAAUAAUCACUAAUUAUGUUGCUAAAAAAUAGAAUAAAUAUCCGAUUUUAUUCUAUCGACUAUAUAAUAUCUUUUAUUAGAAUUUAUAACAGUUUAAUGUUCCGUCCAUUAUUUCUUGUUUACGUUUCUGUUGUGUAUUUAAACCACAUAUGAUGUAUAUUGUUAUGUAAUAUAUUUUUGUCUUUACAAUUGUUACUAGUUAUUGUGAUAAUCACGCUUAUUCUAUUUAUGUAUUUUAUUACUAUACUACGUUUAUACUUUCAAAUAUUUAAGAACUUGCGCAAUAAGCAGAUUACAAAAGAUUAAUUCAGUCAUAGGCCGUGAAUAAUCUUAGAUAUUUUUGGGUCUCCACUUGACAGGAGUGUGGCUUGCAAGUCGAAAAACCGUGGUACGCCCGUAUACGCAUCAGCGUGCAUGUAAAGAGUCCUUGACAGUUAAAAAUUUAGAAAAAGUAGACGGAAACACGGGUGUCCGGGCAAAAUUCUCCUACCUAGCAUUACACUUGUAACCAUAGAAGUAAGCGAAGUACCACCUUUUUGUCACAAAAUGACGGAAGACAUUAAACCUCAUUCUAUUUAAUGUUGUGUCGUACCAUCCUGCAACAUCCUUAUUUCAAAUAAAAAUAUAACGAAAACGCCAAGUAAAAAAGUUACAUCUGUGGGUCUUAAUCGCAUAUUUACUUAAAAGAUUUCUUGGAAGGUAAGUUGUAGUUAAUCGAUAUAUGGUAAGACAUUAAGACUUAUGUUCCACCUACUGCGCCCCUUGUUUUCUAUUAUCAACCGUGAAGACAAUUAUUAAGCAUGUUCUAAGACAUGACAACGAUAUUAUACACUCAAUACAUUGACGGAAAUGUUGAAAUUUCAGUUACUGCUAAGAUGUAAGACGUGUAUUUAAUGAUAUAUCAUUAGUACGACCAGGGCCAAUGAGAAGGUCUGGACAACUGCAAUCAUGGUCGCCAUUUUGUUACCCAGUCUCUCUGUUUUAAUAGACGAACAUUAGAACAAAACGAACGGAAUGAUGGUUUUUCAUACGAUAUACUUGGUCAGAGGAUGGAGCUGUGUAAGAAUCUGAAAUUACACAGCACUAUGAUUAAACAAAAGGCUAUUUUGUUGCCCAAUCACAACCAAGAGAAUAAUUGGCCAGAAUAUUCGUAUAUAUGUCUUUGGGUACUGUCAAUCGGUAAUAGGUGGGGGGUUGUGUUACAUGUAUAUGUUAACAACCCAGGAUAUGUUUUUUGACUUGUCCGUUUUCUAAUGUCUGUUAAAGGAAUAUGUGAAGCGUCGACUGCUAUAGAAAUGAAUUAUCAUAUAUUGAUCUGAACUUACUCAAGAAACUCUGUGAUACUUAUUAAUAUGUUUGUACUAAUUAACGCAUGACGAAUCUGUUGUUCCUUUGUUAAUUUACAAAUUUGUUUGUUAAAAGCGUGAACAUUCUAUUAGUAAUUAUGAAUAAUUUGAACAGAAUGCAACAACAUAUUAAUUCUAUUAAAUCCGUCCAAAUAAA